Molecule: messenger RNA, 931 nt
Organism: Lampris incognitus (smalleye Pacific opah)
Lineage: Eukaryota; Metazoa; Chordata; Actinopteri; Lampriformes; Lampridae
Product: splicing factor U2AF 35 kDa subunit
Exons: 9
Coding region: 273-746 (157 amino acids)
Biological process (GO): mRNA splicing, via spliceosome
Cellular component (GO): U2AF complex; spliceosomal complex
Molecular function (GO): metal ion binding; pre-mRNA 3'-splice site binding
Source: RefSeq, a predicted model, not a curated record
AUUGGAGCCUGCAGACAUGGGGACCGCUGCUCCAGAUUGCACAACAAGCCAACCUUCAGCCAGGAAGCUUCUUGAAGAUGUAUCGUGAAAAUUUUGCAAUUUUUUUGAAAGUUUCAAGACCAUCUUGAUUCAAAACAUCUACCAUAAUCCCCAAAACAGUGCACAGACGGCCGACGCCUCUCGCUACCAUUGCCCUCUUGAACAUUUACCGUAACCCUCAAAACUCUGCCCAGUCUGCCGAUGGCUUGAACUGUGCUGUCAGCGAUGUGGAGAUGCAAGAGCAUUACGACGAGUUCUUUGAGGAAGUAUUCACAGAGAUGGAGGAAAAGUACGGAGAGGUGGAGGAGAUGAAUGUGUGUGAUAAUUUGGGUGACCACCUGGUGGGCAAUGUCUAUGUCAAGUUUCGUCGUGAGGAGGACGCAGAGAAAGCGGUCAUGAACCUGAAUAACCGCUGGUUCAAUGGCCAGCCCAUCCAUGCAGAACUCUCCCCAGUCACUGACUUUAGGGAAGCUUGCUGCCGCCAAUAUGAAAUGGGAGAAUGCACCCGAGGUGGCUUCUGCAACUUCAUGCACUUGAAGCCCAUUUCCCGGGAACUGCGUAGAGAGUUGUAUGGCCGCCGGCGGAAAAGGCACCGCUCUCGCUCUCGUUCCCGGGAUCGGCGUUCCCGUUCAAGGGAUCGAGGACGUGGAGGACGGGACCGUGAAAGGCGAAGGUCAAGGGACCGGGAACGCUCAGGAAGAUUCUAAUAGAAGCCAAGAUUGACCCGGUGUCCUGGGGGAACAAAAGAAAAACCCACCCCUCCUGCCCCUUAUUAGUGAUUUUUUUUUCAUUAGGUGAAUUGUUGACAAUGUUUGAUUUUCUUUUCUUUUAUCUCCAUUUUCUAAGAUGAACUUGUGUUGUUUUCACAAUAAAAAAAAAAUUGUUACUCUUC